CGAUUUCAUUUUCUCAUAACCGAACACUUAUCAGCAUGGCAUAUUUAGUAUCUACAAUUGAAGCAUUUUUGAUAGAAGAGCCAUUAGACAGUCUUUGUGGUGCGUCCGCAGUUUACCUGGCAAUAGAAAACAACAAUUUACCCCCUUUCGAGUAUGUAAGAGGAGUUAUAGAUCGUGCGGUAAAUUCGUCUCUGUUGAAAAUAGAAGAUAUUGAACGAAAAACGAAAGCAUUGGAAGUGUUAUCCCAGGUUGCACCCUGCAUCGGAAGCGGAUGUGAGUCUUUACGGGACACUAGACAAACUCUCGAGAAUGUAGAUGUGUCGAAUCUUACAUGGCGUGAUCCGAAGCGAGUAUGGUUAUUAGCGACGACUCAUUCAUGUGGCGAGAUAUGGCAUAAUCCCGCAUUUAUGACUAGUACAUCUCGCAGUGAAGGUACUUAUGUGACUGACGUUAUAAUUCCUUUGCUUCGAUCGAGUUUGGGAGGCGAUAUUGUUUGUUUAAGUACGGCUGAGCGCCAGAGUCUAGCAAGCAAAGCUAGACGAAGUAUAAGACUAGACGAAGAGCGAAUGGGAAAGAAGCCUGAUAUUAUGGGGUUGUUGAAACGGGAUGAAAAGAUUUUAGA
This is a messenger RNA of Paraglomus occultum, 622 nucleotides long. Lineage: Eukaryota; Fungi; Glomeromycota; Glomeromycetes; Paraglomerales; Paraglomeraceae. The record is from the annotation of a GenBank genome assembly.